Messenger RNA from Linum trigynum, 276 nucleotides. The record is from the annotation of a GenBank genome assembly. Lineage: Eukaryota; Viridiplantae; Streptophyta; Magnoliopsida; Malpighiales; Linaceae.
AUGAGACCACGACGAAAGUGGAUUUGUGCUGGAGGGAAGAUCGACCGAUCUUUUAACGUCGAAGAAGGAAGAUCUGUUCAUUUUUCGCGGUCCCAGAACGGAGAAGGCAGAUCUUGCCAGCAUGGUGGAAGCGAGGACCAUGACGAGCCUAGUCACAAAGGCUUUCUAACGUCGAUGAAGGCAUAUAUGUUUGUUUGUCAGCAUCCCACAGUGGAGAAGGCAGAUCUGGCCAACACGGUGGAAUCUUGCACCAAGAUGGAAGGGGCCAGGCGGUAG